AGUCCACUAGAGGUAUACGUAUGUAAAUAUACUUAUAUACAUACAGCAACCCUAAGAAAAUCUCAGAGCACAUGGGCAUUCAUUCUCCCGCAGCAGUUUACAGUUUAUCUUCUCUUCUCUGAAAGUUUAUCUCACUGCUCCAAAUUGAUAUCGGAAUACCCGAUCUUACCGUUUGUUCUCUCCUGCUGUUAACAGGUAUGUUCAUCUGUAUAUGUUUGUUUAAUUAAAUAAAAGAAAGAAGUAUGGUUGAUUUUUAAUAGAUGAUUUUAGAUUAUUUGUUAUUAUGUGAACUUGGUGAAUGAUUUGAUGAGUUAUUUUUUUUGCUGUAUUAAGUUAUGUUUAUUAUCUGGCAUAGUCAAUGUUUUGUCGGUACUUUUAUUUUCAUAUUUACUGAUGUUUUUAAUCAAUCGUCACCAUAAAAGGAACUAAUAUUUAAAGUGAAAGAUCAGGUAUACUAAGGGUAAGUCCAACGCCUAGGAAGAUGAGGGAGUGGAACACGUGCCGAUGAGUUAACGGGUAGGGGUGAGCAUGGGACGGUACAAGAUGGUUAUUUCAAAAAACAUGUCCCGUCCCGAAGUACGGUUCUUUUCAAAAUCAAGAACCGGUGUCGUCCCGCAUAUAUAUAGAACCUGUCCCGUUCCGUACCAAUUUUCAGUACGGUUCGGUACGGUUCGGUACGGUUCUCCGGUGUUAUUUGGUUCCUAAAUAAUUAACCCCCAUGAAAUAUAAUUAACCCUAUUUACGUAACAUUGUUUAUAUCAUUUAGUAUUUUUUGUUUUAAAGCUAACUUUUAAUGAUGUCAAGUCUUAAUAAUUGGAUUACGCCCAAAGAAUAUGCAAGAUUACUCGGUAAUAUAUUAUAUCUAAUAUAUUAUUAUAUUAUAACACUAGUUUUCGGGACAUACGGUCACUAACAUUUAUACUCGGUAAUAUAUUAUAUAUAAUAAAUUACGGAGUAUUAUACUACUACCUCUGGUUUUAUUUAAUCUUCACACUUUGACUUCACACAAAAUAAGGAAAGAAAUUUGACUUUACUGUAGAGUACACUGUUGAGGCACUGUUUGACACUGUUUGGCACUGUUGAGACACUGUUUGACACUGUUUUGAUGUAGAUUUCUUUGCCAAAAAGGAAAUAAGGAAGUGUGAAGUUUAUUUUAGACUGUCCCAAAAAGGAAAGUGUGAAGUUUAUUAAAAACCGGAGGGAGUAUAACACUAGUUUUCGGGACAAUUCGGGACGGUACGAGACAGUAUGGUUCAAUACGGUUCCGGGACGGUUCUCACUAAGAACUGGUACCGUACCAUAUUAUUAAAAAAGCUCGGUACGGUAUUACAUUUUUCCAGUUCUUUCAGUUCUGGAACGGUACAGGACGGUUCUUCGGUACGGAACUGGAAUUCCCAGAUCUGCGCUCAGCCCUAUUAACGGGAACGACCUUGGCGGCUUCUAGCUAGUUAUUGUUUUCUUUAAGUAUUUCAGUUGGUAUAAUAAAGUGAUUAUUAUUACUUUAUUUUAUUUGAGGAUUUGAAAUUUGAAUAAAUUUCUAGAUCCAGGUGAUUAUCACUUUUGCUGGUGAUAACUAGAUUUUAUUAAGUUUUUAUUUGGAGCUAUUUUAGUUACUUUGAGAUUUUAUCAGGUUUAUUUUUUAAAAAAACAGUCGUAUAUUGCAGUUUAUUAUUUUUAAAUAAAAGUAUUAUGCUAGUGUAACGUUAAUAAACUGCAAUAUAGCGACCGUUUGUUUAAGAAAAUAACUCUGAUAAAAUCUCUAAGUAACUAAUAUAGCUCCAAAUAAAAACUUAAUAAAAACUGGUUACCAGCAAAAGUGAUAAUCACCUGGAUUCAGGAAUUUAUUCAAACUUCAAAUCCUCAAAUAAAAUAAAGUAAUAAUAAUCACUUUAUUAUAACAAUUGAAGUAUUUAAAUAAAAUAAUAAUAACUAGCUAGAAGCCGCCAAGGUCAUUGCCGUUAACUCAUCGGCACGCGUUCCACUCCCUCAUCAUCUUCCUAGGCGUUGGACUUACCCUUAGUAUCUGUACAUGCGAAAAAAGAAAAUUCAUAAGCUUAGUAACUCACAAUGGAUCCACAAAUAUAUCUAGAAAUCUAUGUCAAUUUAUGAAUAAAUAAAUUUAGGCUAUAAGCAUGCACUUAACAAAUAACUUACCAAUAGCUUCUGAAAAAAAUCUAAAAAAACACUUUUUUUAAAUAGUUUCUCAAAACUGCUAGAGAGAUCUCAAAAUUACUUGUUAAAACAAUUCUAAAUAACUUCUGAAGAGAUCUCAAAAUACUUUUUUUUUAAAAUAUUCAUGUAAAACUUUCUGAAAGAGAUCUCAUAAACUUUCUGAAAGAGAUCUCAUAAACUUUCUGGAAGAGAUCUCAAAACACUUUCGAUAAAAGCUUUCUGAAAGAGAUCUCAAUAAACUUUGUAUAAAACCUUUUGUGGCUAAUUUUAACUGUCGGCCCAUGAUAUGUACUCAAAUGCGACAAUUCGACAGCUCAGGGGAGCCACCCACUAAACAUAUCGGACCCUCUGAAACUGAUCGAUAACUGUGGCAACUUGUUCCAGAGUACAUAUCACCUAAUCUUUUACUUUAAAUACUUGUUCUUUUUAUGACGAUGUUUGAUUAAAACAUCGUUAAAGCAAAAAAAAAGUACCGACAUAAUCUUGACUAUGCUCGAUAAUAAACAUAACUUAAUACAACAAUCAAACUAAGUCAUCAAAUAAUUCAUGAAGCGCACAUAAUAGCAAAUAGUCUAAAAUCAUCUAUUUAGAAAAAUCAACCAGACUUCUUUCUUUCAUUUGGUUGAACAAAAUCCAAGAGAGCAAGUUCACGCUAUCUCACUAAGGAGUGGAAGGGAUCUUGAAUCUGCUGCCACGGAGAAGAAGGCCGCGGAAGUUGAACCUAAUGAAGUUGUCCCAGAGGAGAAGAAGGAAGAUGAGUAGAAGAAAGAGGUGGAGACAGCCCCAAAACAGCUCGUACCGGACAAAGCUUAUAACUCCCCUUUCCGGCACGCUUGAAGAGAAAGAGUGUCAGUUUGGAGUUUAAUAAGUUUCUGAACCUCUUUAAACAAGUUCAGAUUAACUUAUCAUUCAUGGAUGCACUAGAUCAAAUGCCAAAAUAUGCUAAGUUUAUGAAAGAACUCCUCCCUACGACUCUAGAUGUUGGUUAAAGUGGACAAGUUUGUGAUUUAUGUUGAUUUUGUUGUCUUGGAUAUGCCCCAAGAUCUUGAGGUGCCCUUAAUUUUUGGAAGACCUUUUCUGCCAACUGCUUGGGCCCUCAUAGAUGUUGGGGAGGGAAAACUGAUUUUGGGAGUUGACGAGAAGAAGGUUACUUUUUGCAUGGCCAAAUCGGCAAAACAGUCCUCUGCCAAUCUAUAAACAAAUGUAAUUUUUUAGAUGUCAUGGAGUCACGAGGAGAUGAGAGGGGGAAACCUCUGCCUCUUAAAGAGACUUUUUUUUACCUCAUUUUUUGAUAAAGGGCUUGAUAAAGGCCUAGAAUCACACGUAUGUGAUCCUCCGUUGAACAUAUGAUUUCAUGAAUUUGAUGUUGUGUGCCAUCUUAGGGCAUUUGUAGACAGAAGAUUUGAUAUAUCACUACUAAAAUUUUCCUUAUGUGCUGCUACCUAAUUGCCGCGGUUCUUAGCUAAAGCGUAGCAAUAAUAACAUCCAAGCCUUAGUCCCAAAAGAUAUUGGGGUCGGCUAACAUGAAGCUAAAGCGCAGCAAAUAAACAAAAUCAAUAGGUAUUUGCAGCGGUUCCUCUACGACCGCAACAAAAAGUUGAAAAGUUGAUACUUUUUUGCUGCGUUCGUAGAGGAACCGCAGUGAAUAGUCAAUAAUAUUUCAAACGUUAUCCUACCCUUCAAUCGAUUAGAGCAACCCCCCCAAAUCGUAGCCCCCUCUCAGACCUUGGGGCCGAACAUCGCAGACAGCCACCUCGUCGCGAAAGUCCAGCUCGUCGCUGACGCUGCUGCAGACGCCGACGACCAGCUCCUCGCCGCUGCAGAUUCUCGCUGACGGCCAGCGGUUCCUCGCCGCUGCAAUUCCUCGCUGACGGCCAGCGGCUCCUCGCCGCCGACCAGCAGAACCUCGCCCCUUCAUUGGCUCCAACUAGUGCUGUUAUUCGAGCCGAGCCCGAGUAUCACAAAUUCGAACUCGGCUCGCUCAUUUUUCGAGCCUGGCUCGAUCUCGGCUCGUUGAAAUUCGAUUCUAUAUUUGAUCUCGAACUCGGCUCGUUAAACUAAUUUACAGCUCGAGCUCGACUCAUUAUUAUGGAGCCUCCAACUUCAUCUUCUCUACACUUCAUUCUUGCUUUUUUCAAGGUUAGUUGUUAUUAACUUAAUUUUUCAAUGUUUUUUCUCCAUAUUGUGUAUUGAAUGAAAAAAUUGAGUUUAUUGUUCUUUUUUAUAUUUGUUGUUUGAAAUAAAUUGAACUAACCUCUUUGAUAUUCUUUUUUAUAUUUAUGGAGUUUAUUGUUCUUUUUGAGUUUACUCUAUGAUUUAUUAUGGUUGGUUUAAGUAUAUCAUUUGAGAUUAGGCUUGGACCUUAGUUUUCCCUUGUCUAAGUAAUAUGGGAGUGUUUGGUUAAGAGCUUAUCAAUCUUUUUUUGCCUGAUUUGACCAAUAUUUGGCCUUUUGACCAGAUAAAUCAGCUAACUAGGUGUUUGGUUUUUAUCCCAAACAACCAAAAUAUUAAAAGCUACUAAUCUUGGCGUUUUACGAAUGGUUUUUUCAUAUGCUUUCAUAUAUUCCUUAAACACCCUUAAACACCCACGUGACCACAUCCUCUGCAUCCGUUUCACGCGUCAUUUUAUUUGCAAAACAACCUCUAACUUAAUCGACUUGCUGCAGAAGAUUAGAACAUCAAUGAAGAGAGCAAGCUUGAAGCCUGUAUGUAAUAAAAUACGUAGUAUUCUUUUCAGCUAUUUUUUCAAUUUUGCUUCAAUUAGUCUUGGGGGCAGGGAAAUUCCAUUUGAAGAAUGUUCAAGAAGUUUUGUUAUAAAAUACUACUACCUCCGUCCCACUAAGAAUGGAACGGAAGAAGGUGACAUAAUUAUUAAGAAAGGUGGGUUUGUGUGGUUGAUAUUAAAUUGAUAAAAUAAGAAUAAAGUAAAAAUGGUUUAGAGUCACACAAUCUUUACCAAAUUUGGUAUGAAACAAUCUUCGUGGGACUUUCCGAAAAGGUAAAAUGAGACAAUCUUAGCGGGACGGGAGUACUAUAUACGUCUUUUUUUAUGUUUAAUAAUAAUAAUAUAAUAAUAAUUAAUAAUAAUAAUAUUAAUUAUAAGAAUAAGAAUAAUAUGAUUUUUUUUUAAUAAUAAGAAUAGUAGUAGUAGUAAUAAGAAAAAUAAUAAUAAUGACAAUGGAGAUUGUUGCUUAUGUAAAGUAAAUUUUAUAUUUUUAAUUCAUACAAACGGUUAGGAUGUUAUAUUAA
Messenger RNA from Cuscuta epithymum, 5421 nucleotides. Lineage: Eukaryota; Viridiplantae; Streptophyta; Magnoliopsida; Solanales; Convolvulaceae. The record is from the annotation of a GenBank genome assembly.